Molecule: messenger RNA, 1061 nt
Organism: Haemorhous mexicanus (house finch)
Lineage: Eukaryota; Metazoa; Chordata; Aves; Passeriformes; Fringillidae
Gene: SBSPON
Product: somatomedin B and thrombospondin type 1 domain containing
Exons: 5
Coding region: 19-816 (265 amino acids)
Source: RefSeq, a predicted model, not a curated record
GCGGUCGGUGUGGCGGCGAUGGGCGGCACGGCGCUGUCGGGAGCCCUGUGGCUGGGGCUGCUGUGGGCCGGGAGCGGGGCCGGGGGCAGCUGCCAGGGAAGGUGCUGCCAGGGCCGGGAUGCCGCCUGCGUCGGCGAGGGAUGGAGGGAGGGAGGCGGCUACGGGACGUGCUACUGCGACGCAGGUUGCCGGCGAGCCGGGGACUGCUGCCACGACCACGGCCAGGCGUGCCCGGCUAUUCCCUGUGUUGUGGGAGAGUGGAGUCAUUGGAGUGGCUGUGCAGAACAAUGUCAUCCUGGGCUGCGGGUCCGUAGGCGCUAUGUACAACAGGAACCUAAAAACGGUGGGGAACCAUGUCCAGCUCUGGAGGAGAAGGCUGGCUGCCUGGAAUACCUGACUUACCAGGGGGAGGACUGCGGCCAUGAACAUGUCCCUGCUUUCAUAACUACCUCUGAAUACGGUAAAGAAAGAAAAAGACGAGCGGCAUCUUCUCUCUGGCCUUCAGACAAAGAAGCAGCAGGAUACUGCGUGGAGUUCAGGACGGAAUCUCUUUCCCAGCACUGUGCUCUGGAGACGCGCCCGUACGCGCGCUGGAUGCAGUACCUGCGCGAGGGACACACCGUGUGCGUCGCCUGCCAGCCGCCGGCCAUGAGCGCGGCCACACUGCGCUGCUCCGGAGACGGCCACAACGCACACGGAGAUAAAAUCUUACACUGGGAAGCAAUUGGCAACUCUCAGUGCCGAGGAACCUGGAGAAAGAUCCGGCAACUGGAACACUGUUCCUGUCCCCUGGUGCAUAGUUUUAUUUUUACAUAAAAGUUUAAAAGACCUUUAAAAUUGCAACAAAAAGACUAAGAAAAUUAACACCAAUGGCCAAGAAACCUGUAUAUUUCUGCUGCAUUUUCUGGGGCCUUAAGAAAUUUUAAAUGAGUCAGGACUUUGGCAGAAUCAUUUCAGGAAAUUCUGCCUUAAUACAAAAUGCAAAGACUGAUCUCUGUAUUAGAACACGAGAAGCACAUUACCCUGUUUCUCUUUUGUAAUUAAAAAGCUAAAGUUUCUAA